CGUUUACCAUCGAGCAACGCGACGAAUGCAAGCCGUGCAGACAGCACAGAUGGCGAGCGCGUCCCAGCCCCCGCCAGUAAAGAUUUACAAUGCAGUAUAUUCAUCGGUCCAAGUGUAUGAAUGCAUGGUCAGAGGAAUCGCUGUGAUGAGGCGACGCGCCGAUUCGUAUGUGAACGCGACACAGAUCCUCAAGGUCGCUGGUGUCGACAAAGGCCGUCGUACAAAGAUUCUAGAGAAAGAGAUUCUCCCUGGGAAGCACGAAAUCGUCCAGGGAGGUUAUGGGAAAUAUCAGGGUACCUGGAUACCUUUGGAGAGAGGACGCGAUAUUUCUGCGCAAUACGGUGUCGCACACCUGCUGGCGCCUUUAUUUGACUUUGUCCCGAGUUCUGCUUCGCUCGGCGGUCUGCCUGCGCAAUUAUCUGGUACUGGCGGUAUGGGUCAACGCCCUCUAUCUGCUUCGUCAUCCUUCUCCAGCCUCGGUGAUCCUGCAGGCUUCUUACCAUCUGCCCUUCCUUCAGCUCCCAUUCUCCCGGGCUCUGCCCUGCGCCUGCUCAACCAAGGACGGGCUCAAGGACUCUUCACCCCCUCCUCUUCUUCUCAUCACCAACCAAACCUCGUAUAUUCCUCUCCAUCUAAUAAUCUCACUCAGGGGCCACAGUUAUCUCAGUAUUCCACCUCGACUCCUUCGACGCCACCAGUUCAGUCCCUCAAAAGGACGCGUUCUGAAGUCGUGGGCAAUACCCCCACUCCGCAGGCCACUCUUCACUCCCUCAUGUCUUCACACUCAGUCCCUGAUCUAGCUCCUACACUGGCCGCUUCUCCGAGCAUCCAAACACCUGAUGUACCGCGACCACUAUCUGCUGUCCCAGUACCUCAAUCUAACGACGAUAAUCCGUCUCCUACCAAACGUGCACGGACGGAGCCCCCUCACCUUACAUAUCUUCAGGAGUUUCUACCGCAGCUGCAAGACGGUCAAUCUCAAUACAUGGAUACUCAGUCACAAGCAAUACCUACACAACCCAACUCCCGCGCACCUAGCGUGGCGCCGCCGCCGCUAUCUCAGUCAAAUGGCCUCGAUCGCUCGGACACGCAAUCAUUAUCGGGCAGUCAACCGAUGCCUCAGUCGAACGGCACAAUGGCACCACCCUCAUCGAGCUUCCGUGUCGAGCGUCAAUGUCGUUUCGCGACUAAACCGUCGAUUAAUCGACACAUGGACCUCACCGCGCCCUUGAAGGACCUCAGACGCAACACACUCGUCACAACGAUAUGUCAAAGGGACGACCCCGCACGUGCUUUAGAAAUCCUACGCGAGAUACCACCAGACAACCCCGGGGCACCACCAACGGUCGAUUAUGUUCUGGACGAUCUGGGCCACACGGCUCUGCACAUCGCUGCGAGCAUGGGCCGUCAGAGGACCGUCGAGACGCUCAUUGCGAAUGGUGCUGAUAUCCAUCGAGGGAAUUAUAAUGGCGAGACGCCACUCAUACGCGCGUGUCUCGCCUCGGACAAUUUCGAACAACAAUCGUUCACUACGCUCGUGACUUCUUUGCAUGAAUCGAUCUGGACGCUCGACACGUCGCGAAAGUCUGUCUUGCAUCAUAUUGUCGCGCUUGCCGGGGUGAAGAACCGAGCCAUUGUGGCGCGAUAUUACCUGGAUACGAUAUUCGUAUGGAUCGCACAGCAAGAGGGUGGCGACUUCCGUUCGAUUGUGGAUCUACAGGACGAGCAUGGUGAUACGGCGCUGAAUGUCGCAGCGAGGGUAGGUAAUCGUAGUAUAGUCCGGACAAUGCUCGACGUUGGUGCGAACCGGAUAUUGCCUAAUAAACUUGGGCUCAGACCGGGAGACUUCGGGGUUGAGAAUGAGGAGCUUGGCGGUGGCCCAAGAGUAGAGGAUCUUAUUGCUUCGUUGAGGUCGGGGCCCUCCGCGCCGGUGCAGAAGAGUCAAGACGUGAUUGCUGAUAUGACCUCCAUGAUCCAGAGCCUCAGCUCCGAAUUCUCCGCCGAGGUCAAGGUCAAACAAGACCAGCUCGAUGUCACACAAGCCCACCUCCGCGCCGCCACUCGCGAACUCUCCGAACAGCGCAAACAGAUCCAAGCCUGGCAAGCCCGCUGCGGCGAACUCGAUCAGAUCAAUCAACGGAUCCGCAACGUCGAAAAGGCUCUCAAAGACGAAGACUCGUUCGAUUGGACCGGGCGGACUGAUCUCGCAGGUAACGACGCGAAAGCAACCGCUGGUCCUGCGUUCAUGAGGCGAGGGGCGAAUUCGACAAUGGUGGGGCUGGGUGGGUUGGUGGACGUUUCGUUCAAUUUGGAGACGGACCCUACGAUCCCGCUAUCGGAUUCGGUGGCGAGUUUGGUGAGGCUGAAGAGGAUGCAAAUGUGGCAGGUGAGGAUGGAGGAGUUGGUGGCGGAGAGGAUGAAGAAUCUGAAGGGGACGAGUGCGGAGAAGGAGUUUCAGUGUAAGAAGAUUGUGGCGCUUUGUACGGGUGUGCCGAUUGACAAGGUGGAAGAGAUGCUUGACGAUCUUGUCAUCGCUAUGGAGAGCGAGGCCCAUGUAGCUGAUAUAGGCCGUGUAUCGGGCUUCAUGCAGAAGGUCCGGGACAGUGUAAUCUAAUCGUAUUUUAGCUGUCUACUACACAGCAUGUUCGCAUUGUCUUUUUAUGCCUCACUCUCACUCUAAUGUAUGCAAUAAUGACGUGCGAG
Stereum hirsutum FP-91666 SS1 is the source of this 2703-nucleotide messenger RNA. RefSeq lists its product as uncharacterized. The coding region runs from base 26 to 2614 and encodes 862 amino acids. The transcript has 7 exons. The record is from RefSeq and is a predicted model, not a curated record. Gene Ontology annotation, cellular component: MBF transcription complex; SBF transcription complex. Lineage: Eukaryota; Fungi; Basidiomycota; Agaricomycetes; Russulales; Stereaceae. Gene Ontology annotation, molecular function: DNA binding; transcription regulator activity; protein binding.